Molecule: messenger RNA, 7824 nt
Organism: Oncorhynchus masou masou (cherry salmon)
Lineage: Eukaryota; Metazoa; Chordata; Actinopteri; Salmoniformes; Salmonidae
Product: ATP-binding cassette sub-family D member 3-like
Exons: 22
Coding region: 43-2037 (664 amino acids)
Biological process (GO): very long-chain fatty acid catabolic process; fatty acid beta-oxidation; long-chain fatty acid import into peroxisome
Cellular component (GO): peroxisome; peroxisomal membrane
Molecular function (GO): long-chain fatty acid transmembrane transporter activity; ATP binding; ATP hydrolysis activity
Source: RefSeq, a predicted model, not a curated record
CCAGCAUGCAUCUCGUUACUCCCUUGGUCGGUAGAUGGAAACAUGGCGUCGAUAAGUAAAUACUUGACAGCCAAGAACUCCUCUAUAGCAGGUGCCACAAUCGUUGCCUUGUAUCUUCUCAAGAGGAGAAGACAUGCAGCCCAAUUAAGUGUGGGGAAAAGAUCAUCAGAGCUACAGUUGAGCAAAGAUGAGGCCAAGCAGGAAAAGACGGUGGUGGACAAGGUGUUCUUUGCACGUGUCCUGAAGAUAGUGAAGAUCAUGGUUCCUGGAGUGUUCUGCAAAGAGUCAGGAUAUUGUCUCCUCAUCGCUGCUAUGCUGGUGGCCAGAACCUACUGUGAUGUGUGGAUGAUCCAGAAUGGAACCAUGAUCGAGAGUGCAAUCAUUGGUCGAUCAACAAAAGAUUUCAAGAGGUUCUUGUUCAACUUUAUAAAAGUCAUGCCAUUUAUCUCGCUAGUCAACAACUUCCUGAAGUUGGGCCUGAAUGAACUGAAGCUCUGCUGCCGGGUUCGACUCACCAAGCACCUCUAUGACGAGUACCUGCAAGGUUACACAUACUAUAAGAUUGGUAACCUGGACAACCGCAUCGGUAACCCUGACCAGCUGCUGACCCAGGACGUGGAGAGGUUCUGUAACAGUGUGGUGGACCUCUACUCCAACGUCAGCAAGCCUUUAUUGGACAUUGGUCUGUACAUCUUCAAGUUGACCUCAGCCAUUGGUGCACAGGGUCCUGCCUGUAUGAUAGGAUACCUGAUGUUCUCUGGGCUCAUCCUGACACGUCUGCGGAGGCCCAUCGGGAAGAUGACGGUCAUGGAGCAGAGGUACGAGGGAGAGUACCGAUUCGUCAACUCUCGCCUUAUCACCAACAGUGAAGAGAUUGCCUUCUACAAUGGAAACCUGAGGGAGAAGCAGACCAUUCACUCUACCUUCCAGAAACUGGUGGACCAUUUACACAAUUUCAUUGUCUUCCGCUUUUCAACGGGUUUUGUGGACAGCAUCAUUGCUAAGUAUAUUGCCACUGUUGUCGGGUACCUGGUGGUGAGCAGGCCGUUCCUGAACCACACCCACCCACGCCACCUACACAGCACCCACGCUGAGCUGCUCGAGGACUAUUACCAGAGUGGGCGUAUGUUGCUGAGCAUGUCUCAGGCCCUGGGCAGGAUCGUCCUGGCUGGCAGGGAGAUGAGCAGGCUCUCGGGGUUCACCGCUCGUAUCACCGAGAUCAUGAAGGUCCUGAAAGAGCUGAACUCUGGGAAAUACGAGAGGACCAUGGUCUCUCAGCAGGGAGGCAGAGAUGGUGAAUCGCUAGAUAGAAUAACCCUGGUCCCAGGAAGUGGUGAAAUCAUCAACAAAGACAAGAUCAUCAAGUUUGAGCAUACACCUCUUGCAACGCCUAAUGGGGACAUUCUUAUCAAAGACCUCAGCUUUGAGGUGACGUCAGGGACAAAUGUCUUGGUAUGUGGCCCCAAUGGCUGUGGGAAGAGCUCACUCUUCAGAGUCCUGGGAGAGCUCUGGCCUCUGUUUGGUGGCCGUCUCACCAAACCUGAGAGAGGGAAGCUCUUCUACGUUCCCCAGAGGCCAUACAUGACCCUAGGCUCUCUGAGAGAUCAGGUGAUAUACCCAGAUACAGUGGAGGACCAGAGGAGGAAGGGGACCUCUGAUAAGGUGCUGAAGGAUUACCUGGACAACGUCCAGCUAGGUCACAUCCUGGAGCGGGAGGGAGGCUGGAACACGGUCCAGGACUGGAUGGACGUCCUCAGUGGAGGAGAGAAACAGAGGAUGGCUAUGGCCCGUCUGUUCUACCAUAAGCCCCAGUUUGCCAUCCUGGAUGAGUGCACCAGUGCUGUGAGUGUCGAUGUGGAGGACUUCAUCUACAGCCACUGUAGGACGGUAAGAUGCAACACGGUGGGCAUCACGCUGUUCACGGUUUCUCACAGGAAGUCUUUGUGGAAGCACCAUGAGUACUACCUGCACAUGGAUGGAAGGGGGAGCUAUGAGUUCAAACCCAUCACCCAGGAAACGGUGGAGUUUGGGUCAUAACGAUCUUACCAUAGCCAAGUAUUGCACACAGAGAUGGUCCCAAGUAAUUCUGCACUUCAUGAAGCAUAGAGCACAGAGGUCAAGUCCGAACAUCUUAAAAUGUUACGCUGGAGUAUGAAGACUGAGCGCUCUCCCAAUGUCAAGAGAGAAAUGCCUAAACCUGUAAAUUUAAAGGUAGGGUCUACAAUAUGGCAUCAUCAUACACAGCACGGUACACUUCCUGCUUACAGAAAUAAUAAACAACAAAAUUUAAGUCUGCUGAGACCGACAGUAUUGGUUCUUCCUUAGGGCAGAUUUUGAAUUCUGUUGUUUAUGCCUGGAAACAGGAAGUUGCCCCGCUGUGUAUGAAGAUAUCAUAUUGCAGUCAACCAUUUACGGACGUGUGUGUCUGUACGGGUGAGUUUUAAUUGUAUAUGAAGCAAAUAAUGUACUAAAAAGCUAGCCUUACUGAUUUUGUUUCUCCCCUGUUUUAUUUAUGUUAAUGUUGCAUUGUUUUUAAUUAUUUAUAGUGUUCAGUUUAUGUUAAUGAAUUGAAAUGUCAGAGUUCCAUGAAGUGAUGUUUUUUUAAAUGUUUGUCUAGUGCAGUUAGUUUAAACACUGAAGUGCAUUCUUCUUUCAUGAAGCCAGUUACUGUAACUGUAUUUUACGCAUAGCUAGUCUGACUCAGUCAACUACAAUACGUGAAAAUGUAUUGUUUUUUGUCUCCUAUAGUAAAAUCCCUCAGCUUAGGUUAAGGCACAGUAACUGAACUGUAAGUUGAGCUUUGAUUAUUUUGUUAAAAUGGGAUUGAGGACGUGGGAAUUUUGUUUUCAUAGGAUAGUUCAAAUGCAAUCGAUUUGAGCUGAACUAUACAUGAAUAUAUAUUUCUCGAAACAAUUUCAAGGUCCUCUGUCUUCUGUUCUACAGACUGCUCCUUGUCGUUCUGUUAUAUUUCAGAGCAUAGUUUGUGCAUUCCAAUAGUCUAAAAUGGCUUCCUCUUCUUGUAUCCUGUCAUUUUACCACACUGAUCUUGAAACAGUUAGGAAAUUGAAAGCUAAUCCCCCUGAAGGCUUCUGGCAAGGACUAAGUUAGGGGGGCAUUUAAGUCCAUUUGGAUGAAGGAGAGGAGGUCACUUUUUAGAAUGAGCUACACCCAUGACUUGGACCAGCUCCAGGGCAUGUCUCGGAGGUCUCUGGCACUGUUGCCAAUGUGAUUGUGGUGUCACCCCCUUGCCGGGGUAUUCCACAUGGCUUACACGCAGACAUUAAGCUACAAUCAAUCACUCUAUGAAAAGCCUUUCCUCUUGUCUCAAAUCAUGUUUGAAACUGAUAUAAGUAUGAUAGAUCAUUUUUAAAGGCAAACCAGAUGGCACUGUUAAGUCAAAGUUCCCUCACAUGGAUAUUGUUACAUGAAAGACAAAUGAGAAUUUGAAUACAUUUGAAUUUAAUUGUAAAAAGUACUAGAAUGCAAAAAAGUCAUCACAAGUAAUAAUUUUCCUACUAACCUUCCUCUCAUCCAAAAGUACCAAAUCCAUGUUUCAACAGCACAGUACAUGGAUGAAUCCUAGUCAACAUGAACUACACAUCAUCAACAUAUAAGACAAUAAUUCUUAGACAUGCAACAAUACACAUUUAACAUAUAAAACAUUGAUUGAAAUAAAUACGAUUACAUUUUUCUUAUAUACAUAGUGGCAAAAAUAACAUGUAUUUCUCAACAAUUAAUCAAAUGUACUUGUUCAACAUUGGUAUAAAACAUAUAAAUAAGGAAUGUAAAAAAAAAUAUCUAGCCAUUUAAAAGAACCAGCUCAUAAUGACAUUUAAAAAGACGACUAAUAUUUCACAUUUUCCAGUGUUUUGACGUAUUUGUGCUAGAUUAUUGGGAGCACAGCUUUCGCCCUCUGAAAGGGUUGGUCAAGUAGCACCAUCACACACACACAGACCUUUACACUGGACUCAUCUGCAGGUUAUCCUUGUCCACCGUUUUGGUCUUUUUGCAGCAGCAGCGUUUACAACACACCACAGUGAGAGUGAUGAGGAUGAUGAAUAUAGCCAGCAUGAUGCCAAUGGCACCUGAGAUCACACCAAAACUGAAUUCUGAGGAAAGAAAGAAUUUAACAUGAUCAUUUAAUUGAAGUUCUUGAAGUUACUAAGCAUUGUUGCCGACAGUAAAAAAUGACUAUUCUAACUUGCCCACAUUGCAAUUUCUUUAUCAACCAUAUUUGUUGUAGUUACUCAAUCCAUUACACAUUUAAUUGAAUCCACUGAAUUUUACCCUUCUUCAAUUCCCUCCACCUCACCCCUAACACAUGUGUUUUGCAUUGUGGGGUCACUUACCCUCAAAGAUGGUCUUGUUCUCUCUGGGUGAGCACUGCGCCUUGCUCCAAUCUCCCAGUCUCUUCUGUGCAGAACGAGAGGGGAUAUAGGCUGCCACUAUGACGCAGUAGCUCUGUCCUUUAUCCAGAUUGGUCAGCUCGACAUCUCUCAGGUCUGACAUCUUCUCUUUCUGUGGACAGGAGUUUACAGUUUAGUAUUAUUUCAGGUCACACACUGUUUGGGUUGUCAUUGGCGGGAAUCGACAGGUAUCCGGGAUGGACUGGGGACCAAAAAUUGGCUUUGGCAUUUCUAACAUACUGGCCAAUUCCUUCCGUCCAGGCCCCCACAACGGCAAUUAUUUUUUUUCUACAGGCCCCCCAUUAUUAGCCAUAUAAUUGUAAUUUUGGGCAAACCCCUCAAUUUAAACCUGCCCACUGGGGUAGAAAUGGACCAGCCGAUCUGGUAUUUGCCGGAACUGCUCUAUGGCCAGUCCUCCCUUGACCGGUAUAGUCUCAAAAGCAUUUACAAUAAAUGUAUGUCCAUGACUGUUCAAUUCACCUUUCCUGUGCUCCCAGCUUUGUUGUAUAUGACUCUGUAUUUCAGGUCGCUCUUGAAGAUGUCUCUGAUCGUUAACAGCUGAUCAUCUUUGUAGAGGGGAGUGAGAGGGUCCUGGAUGUGGAGCGUCAUCUUGGUCUUGUCUUCACUCUGCACAAUCUUGAAAGCGGGUCCUCCUAUUUUAGCUGAGAAGAGGAUGCAAGUUAGGCACCAUAGCCUUAAUUUGAAUACCAUUACUAACACAGCAAUGAAGUAUUUGAUCCAAAAAAUAUAUAUAACCAGCAUAAUUAACCUUUCUACUAUAAUAAUGCUAUAAUGCCAUUAUUGUAUAACACAAUAACAAUGUAAAUAAUGAAGGACCUGGAAGAAAUGUUACUAUAUGACAAUGCAAUUUAGGGCAGAUUAAUAAUGUGAUGACACUCACUGUGUUUGUAAGGGCUGAACCUAUCGGCUCGAGUGUAGGGGAACUCCACAAGGUCAGAGGUAACGCCGGGUAGGGGUUCUGAUAGGAUGUCGGCAGAGUAGGUCUCCUGCAGGUUCCGCAGCUCGUUGGUGAGGUCACACUCUGUCCUCGAGCUCCGGAUGCAGUGAGGGUUCCUUUGUCUGUCCUUACCAACCCUGAACAAAACACCGUCCAUCAGUCAGAGUCCUUGAACUGUGCUUUUCUGUCAUUCACUUCAAAUGAACGAAGUGGUAGUGUGUAGUUGGGUGUAUAGGUAUACAGUUCCCUCUAAUUAUUGGGACGUUGAAGCAUUUUUUUCCUUCUUUUGGCUCUAUACUCAAAAGGUUUAGAUUUUAAAUCAAACAAUUACUAUGAGGUUAAACUAUAGAUUAUCAGAUUUUAUUUUAGGGUAUUUUUGUAGAUAUUGGUUUCACCAUUUAGAAAUUACAAACACUUUUUAUACAUAGAACCCUCCUUGCCCCAUUUUAGGGGACCAAAGUUUUGGGACAAAUUCACUUAAAAUGGUAAAAAGUUAAGUAUUUGGUCCCAUAUUCAUAGCAUGCAAUAACUACAUCAAGCUUGUGACUUGUGUACAUAUUUGUUGGCUGCAUUUGCUGUUUUAGUUUUUUCAGAUUAUUUUGUGCCCAAUAGAAAUGAAUGUAUUGUCAUUUUGGGGUCACUUUUAUUGUAAAUAAGAAUAGAAUAAGUUUUCUAAACACUUCUACAUUAUGUGGAUGCUACCAUUAUUAUGGAUAAUCCUGAAUGAACCGUGAAUAAUGAUGAUUGAGAACGCUAACCUCCCCUGUUAUUGUAAUGAGAGGUUUGCAUGUCUUGGGUGUAUGAUCUGUGUGUCUAACUUUCUCACUCAUUAUUCAUGAUUCAUUCAGGAUUAUCUGUAGAACUGUUUAGAAACAUUAUUCUUAUUUACAAUAAGUGACUCCAAAAACGACACAAUACAUUAUUUACCAUUAAUUUCUACAAACAGCAAAUGGAUUCAACAAAUGUGUAGUCCCAAGCUUGAUGUAGUCAUUGUGUGCUAUGAAUAUGAGACCAAAUACUAAACGUUCUAUUACACAUAAGUGAAUUUCACCCAAUACUUUUGGUCCCCUAAAAUGGCAGUGACUAUGUAUAAAGAGUGUUGUCAUUUCUAAUUGGUGGAACCAAUAUGUACACACACACCCUCAAAUAAAAGCUGAGAAUCUAUACUUUAACGACAUAGUAAUUGUUUGAUUUCAAAUCCAAACUUGGAGUAUAGAUCCAAAAGAAGAAAAAAAUGCUUCAUGCCCCAAUAACUACGGAGGACACAAGGUUGUACACUCAGUUUUUAGUUGGCAUUCUGUUGACAUAUAGUAAAGUAUUCACCCAGAACGUGGUCCAUUUGAUUGUGCUGGCGGGAUGUUUUUGUUGUUGUUGUUGUCGCAAUAGUGAUGUGAUGAUGAACAGUGCAGAGUGAGAAUGCAGCGAUAUGAUGUUGGCUACUUACCUAGAAAAUUCAACAGUGUAUGUGUAGUUGGUAGGCUCAGGGCCCCAUGUUAGAAUAGUCUUGAAGUUAUUGGACACCCACUGAACAUCCAUUGCCUCGGGGAAAUAAUCUUCACCUGUAACCCAGGAGAAAAAAAGCAAGGAUUAGUUAGUUAUCUGUUCUGCACAAUGUAGAUGUACUACAGUACAUUGAUAAAGCAGAAAACAAAUCAAGAUAUCAUCCACGAAGUAGGCUUUAGCCUAAAGAUGAAAUAGGAUCUAUAGCCUACAGCUAUGGAUUUAAAUGCACAUAUUUUACAUGUUACAUGAGUAAUUAUCAAAACGGUCAAAUUUACCAGCUGCUCCAAUUGUGAAUAGUACCGAUGAGAGUAAAACUCCGAAGUGAAGGAAAGUCCUUACAUCCUCCAUUAUGAUAAUCCAAAUUGUUACGGUAGCCUCUUUACUAUCGAAUGCGAAUUGUGAACAUAGAUUUUUUUUCCCACCCCCAGGUGAAACGCGUGUAGCUGCUGUUCGUCUAAGAAGUCAUCAAAGUUUGUCAGAUAACUGCACAGUGCCGCUGGUGCCUCACUUUUAUAUCGCACUGAAUUCUCGAGUGGUAUGUAAUGUGAAUGACUAAUUCAACAAUAGCUCCACCUCCCUUACAAUUUCUGCAAGAGCAUUGCGAUUUGUAACUGGUUGAGCAUGCUGCCCGAAUAAUCUGUCGAAGCGCUUAUUGUCCAUAUAUGGUUAACCGGAUGAUGGACAAGCAACUAUACCUGUGGCUUGCCAUGGCAACGUCGUGGCGGCGGCGGGAAUGGAGACAUUGAAGCUCAUGGAAAUUUGAGUCAAUGUCUGGAUUUGUUGGGAGUCAUCUUUUGAAGCUGUAUUUUGUGUUCUUUAAAUAACUAGAAUGAUUAGUUUCAAUGUUAUAUAAAAUGUGAACUAUAAAUGACCAUUAUGCAUUAUAUAUAUAUAUAUAUAUAUAUUCUAAAUUAUUAUAAAAAUAAAUAUUUGUUUUCAUGGAAAGCCCUUGCAAAA